AUGCAGUUUGAUCGUCAAACCUUAUCCAUUGCAAUGCGUUUCUUGAUGGCCAAAACUCCAGAGCAAAGGGCAGCUGUUGAUCUGGACACUCAUUACACACAGCUUAGGUUUCAUUCUUUUAUACCAUAUCAUAUGAUGAUGAUGCUUAUAUUAUCCAUUAUCCAAUCCUACAUACAGUUUGAACCUCACCCCAUGUAUCUAUGCAGGAAUAUCUUGAACAACAUAUUGGAGUUAAAACAAGAAGACAGCAAGGGGGUGUCUGCUCGUGCUAUGAUGAGCGAGUUGUUUGGGAAGAAAACAGGGUGUUACUGUGGUCAGGGUAGAUCCAUGCACAUGUUCUCUACUAAACACAAUGUUCUUGGAGGGCUUACCUUUAUAGGAGAAGGCAUCCCUGUUGCCACAGGUGCAUCAUUCAGUAGCAAGUACAGGAGAGAAGUGUUGAAAGAAGCAGAUUGUGAUCAUGUGACAUUGGCAUUCUUUGGAGAUGGGACCUGUAAUGAUGGGCAGUUCUUUGAGUGUUUGAACAUGGCAGCUCUAUGGAAAUUGCCUAUCAUAUUUGUGGUGGAGAACAAUCUGUGGGCAAUUGGGAGGUCCUAUCUGCGUUUAACUUUAGAUCUAGAAAUCUAG
Molecule: messenger RNA, 627 nt
Organism: Lactuca saligna
Lineage: Eukaryota; Viridiplantae; Streptophyta; Magnoliopsida; Asterales; Asteraceae
Source: the annotation of a GenBank genome assembly